AUGAGGAUAGAAGACGAGUCAAUAGACAGAAGUCAACCGGUGUCAUUUUUUGAUUCAUCGUUGAAGGAGACUCGCCGGCGGAUAUACUUCCAAUGGGCUCGCACAUUGGCAAUUCUUUGCAUCUUCGUCUUUGGCGUGUUAUCCCUCUUCUGGGGAUCCCAAUAUGGCACUGAGGCCAACUACUCGGCUCUCAAGGUCUGGGUAGUGGACUUUGAUGGCCAAGCCGAUCCGUACCGCACUACCGAUCCCAUUGUUGGCCCGGCGGUCACAAAUGUCGCCAAAAGUCUGGCCAACUCCGACUCCAUUCACUUGGGGUACACAAUAAAAUCCCCAGCAGACUUUGACUUUGAGCUUCGGGCCGUUCGUCAGGGUAUCUAUGAUGAGCAUGCAUAUGCAGCCGUGAUCAUCAACCCGAAUGCAACCACCCUUCUGCGGGAUGCCGUCUCGAAGAACAACGCCACCUAUGAUCCAACUGGCGCCAUUCAAAUCGUGAUCAUCUCUGCCCGCGAUGAAGCAACCUAUUACAACUAUGUCCUUCCCGAUCUGUCGAUUCUACAAGGAAUGGUGCUAGCGCAGUUCGGUCCACAGUGGAUCAAGGAGAUCUCAUCUAAAAAUCUCACAUCUGCGCCUCCGCAGGCCAUCAACCCAGCUAUCGGAUUCACGACCCUUGAUCUCCGCCCGUUCGCACCAGCCGUUGCCGCCCCAGCUGUGACAAUCGGUCUGAUUUACUUGAUCAUUAUUGCGUUCUUCAACUUCCCCUUCCUAAUGCCCAUUCAUGCACAAUUCAUGAAAGCCGACGGGCAUCCACCUCUCAAGGUAAGCCAUUGGCUAAUCUGGCGCAUUGCAUCGAGCAUAGUGGCAUACUUCUUUCUGUCAUUCUUCUACUCGCUGGUUUCCCUCGCGUUCCGGAUCCCAUUCAGCAAUUCUCCUGCAGACGAUACUGUAUCAGCAAGCAAUGCCAAUGCAUAUGGGCUUGGGUCAUUCGUUGUCUUCUGGAUGCUGAACUGGGUCGGUAUGGCCGCACUGGGAUUCCCUUGUGAGAAUAUGGCCAUGAUCCUAGGCUUCCCGUGGAGUUCUUUCUUCCUGAUCUUCUGGGUUAUUACAAAUGUGGCUACGGCGUUCUAUGCCAUUGAUCUUGCCCCUGGAUUCUACAGAUGGGGCUAUGCUUGGCCGUUACACCGGAUUGUCGAGGCCCUACGAACGAUCCUGUUUGGUACUCAUUCACGCAUUGGGCUGGACUUUGGUGUGCUGUUUGCUUGGAUUGGGUUGUCGCUGGCUCUUUAUCCUUUUGCGACUUAUAUUAUGCGGUGGAAAAUGAAGCGGGGGAUCUGA
Messenger RNA from Penicillium olsonii, 1332 nucleotides. The record is from the annotation of a GenBank genome assembly. NCBI's taxonomy places the organism in Eukaryota, Fungi, Ascomycota, Eurotiomycetes, Eurotiales, Aspergillaceae.